AUGGGUCGUAAAAAGGAGGGGAAAAAACCUACAGUUGAAGAGCUACAAGACUUAAAUGAAGAUAAGCUGCAUGGAGGUAUUGAUGCAGAGCAACAUGGACUUUCUAAUGAAGAAGAAGGUCUUGUAGAUGUGCAAAAGAAGAAGAGAGGACCUACAUUGAUGGGUAAACUAACUGCAGCUGCAAGAUGGGGCAAAAAAGCAAAGAUUGAUUAUGAUAACAUGGGAAGGCCAGCAUACAAUGCAAAUGGAAGGGCUUUACAAUCAUACAUUGGCUCUAUUGCUAGAUCUAUGGUGCCAAUUAAUAUAAAGUCCUGGCCUGAUGUUCCAGAAAACAUAAAACAAAAAGUUUGGGAAGAGAUCUCUAAUGUCUUCGAACUAGCUCCACAAAGUGAGACUACUGUAAUGAGUUCAGCAGCUCAAAAGUGGCGAGAUUUCAAAAACAAAUUGACCAGCAGAUUUGUAUGGCCGAAUAGGAAAAAUCCUGAAAAGUUAAUUUCUCCCCCAAGUCAGUAUCAGCUCCUAAUAACAGAUUGGAAAGCAUUUGUGGAUGCGAGACUGGAUCCAUCAUGGGAGGUUAUUCAUGAAAAACAAAAAGAACGGACCAUGCAUUGUAAAUAUCACCAUAGAAUGUCUCGUAAGGGUUACAUCGGCUUGGAGGCUGAAAUGAGAGAGAAUAAUAUAAUUGCUGAAGACGAGGAAGUUGAUAGAUCAGUGCUUUGGCGUAAAGCCCGGGAAGAUAAAUCUGGCAACAUAACAAAUGUGGAGACGUCAGAAGUUGCAGGAAAAAUUGAUGACUUGUUGGAAAAGAAAGAGAAAGGAGAGUUUAAAUCUUCUGGAAUGAAUGAUGUGCUAACCACUGCUUUAGGAAGCCAAGAACAUUAUGGAAGGGUUCGAGGUGUGGGAGGGUUCGUAAAACCUCAAGUCUACUUUAAAACUCCAAGAAAGAAGAGAGAAUCAGUCCCAAACACUAUGGCCGAAAACUUCAAAGAACAAUUGGAAGAGACUAAGAGGUUAAAGGCUGAAUUGGAGAAAUUGAAAGCUCAACUUGCUAGUGUUAUGCCAGACAAAUUUUGA
Messenger RNA from Zingiber officinale, 1074 nucleotides. RefSeq lists its product as uncharacterized. The transcript has 5 exons. Lineage: Eukaryota; Viridiplantae; Streptophyta; Magnoliopsida; Zingiberales; Zingiberaceae. Bases 1 to 1074 code for a protein of 357 amino acids. The record is from RefSeq and is a predicted model, not a curated record.